Raphanus sativus (radish) is the source of this 357-nucleotide messenger RNA. RefSeq lists its product as uncharacterized. The record is from RefSeq and is a predicted model, not a curated record. Lineage: Eukaryota; Viridiplantae; Streptophyta; Magnoliopsida; Brassicales; Brassicaceae. Bases 1 to 357 code for a protein of 118 amino acids. The transcript has 2 exons. Gene Ontology annotation, molecular function: zinc ion binding.
AUGAAUACUGCAAAGCGACAGUCUCAGGGGGUGCCGUCGCGGUGCUGGUGUGGGAGAGGGAUUGUCAUAUUCUAUUCAAAAACUGAUGAGAAUCCUUACCGACGUUUUUAUAGAUGCGAGAUAGGGGCACAGCGGAAGAUGGAAAACCAUUUAUUUAAGUGGGUUGAUGAAGCUUUGCUUGAUGAGAUUCGAAGAGUGGAGGCUAUGCAAGGGAAAAUUGCAGAACAGAUUGAAGAUCUGAAACAGAGUUUGAAGAAGACAGUGGAAGAAGAAGUUAGGAAGCAAAAAAAUUCUCUUGAGCUGGGUUGUUUAGGAACCAUUCUAUGGAUUUUUGGAAGAUUAAGAAGCCAAGAAUGA